CGUCUCGGGAGGACGAGCAGUUUGGAGCGAGGACGGGCUGAGGAUGGACGCGUUACCGCUGCUCUGCCUGCUGGGGGUCUUCUGCUCACUGGCGCUAGCGAUUGAUAAAGCUGUUCCUCCUGAAGACCUCGACGCUUCUGGAGAUGAUGAGGAUCUCUCAGGCUCAGGAGAUGAUGGUUUAUUUGUUGAUGUGGAUUCUAAGGAUGUAGCUGUGUUCUCUACGCCCGUCUUCACUCUGGUACCCACCAUGGAAGGCUCUACAAAGGCUCAGGAGCCAGAGAUCGUUGAUAAGGAAGAAACUAAACUGGAAGAUGCCACAGUGUCAACUGAAACCACUAAAACACAUAAUCCCCUCAUUGAAGAUCAGGUUGAAGUUGAUGCAGGUGACAAAGCAAUUACACAAGAAGCAACCACCUCUCCAUUCCAGCAGACCUCUACAGCUGAAAUACUGGGAGAAAUUGACACAAGGAAACACCACCACCACCAUCAUCAUCAUCAUCCUCACCAUCAUACUACCACAUCUAGUACAACUCUUCCCUCCGCUUCAGAUAGACCUGAUGAUGAUACAAUAGAUAUUCCUCAUGAAGUUGAUAAGCCACAUGAUUUGCCUGUAAACACAACCGCUGGUACACCAGAUGAAGAGUCUGAAUCACUACAUGUUCCCCAGGAGCUGACCACUCCUGUUGAGGAUUUGGCCAAGCAUGGUGUUCUGCAUGAAGACACCACUUCCGGCUCUACCAGUACUUAUGCAGCUACUGAAGAAGCUAAUGUAGAUCCACUAGAUGCUGAUAAACUACCAGCUUUGGAUAGCUUUGUAACUACAACUGUGGCUGAACAUACGCACAAAGAUCAUCCUCAUCAUCAUCACCACCACCACCACCAUCAUCAUCCUCCAACAACUACAAGUUCAUUUGAAUCUGAAUUUCAGGAAGAAGUGACCACAAUGCCCUCUGAUACGAUUAAACUGGGUGAAGGUGAUGUAAAAGAAGAACGUACAACUACUGUUGCAGAGGAUGAACAUCCUCAUCACCGCCACCACCACCAUCAUCCUCAUCAUCCAAAAACUACAAGUUCAUUUGAUGAAUCGGAAUUUCAGGAAGAAAUGACCACAAGGCCCUCUGAUACGAUUAAACUGGGUGAAGGUGAUGUAAAAGAAGAACGUGCAACUACUGUUGCAGAGGAUGAACAUCCUAAUCAUCAUCCUCACCACCACCAUACUAGUCACCAUAAAACUACACCCAGUACUACGGAGUCUACAGAACCUGAACAGCCCCAUGAGGUCCACACACAUGAACCAAAGGGCAGAAGAGUCAAUGUUCCAGAUGUUAGAAGCACCACUGCUGUUCCAGUACGAAAUGAAGAACAUGUUACCGACGAUGCAGAAAAAGAUGACUUCCCCAGCUCUACAGUUCACUGUAAUGUCUCUGGGAAUCCCUUUGAUGAAAUUGAUGACACUUUAGACUCGAAGGAGGAAGGACCAUCAGGGGUAGCAGAUCAGGAUAUGUUUUUUGAAGUAACUAUUCCAGCCUUAAAUAGGGGUAUAUCUAACGCUCCAGUUUCUGAUGAAGGUACCCCUGGCGCCUCACAAGGGAUCAUGGAAAGGAAAGAACUUCUUGCAGGAAUCAUCGCAGGUGGAGUGGCUGGUUUGGUGUUUGCUGCAUUCCUGGUUGCGUUUGUACUGUACAGGAUGAAAAAGAAGGAUGAAGGAAGCUACUCUCUGGAGGAACCAAAGCAGUCCAACGGUGGAUAUCAGAAACCAAGGGAACAGAGGGAAUUCUACGCAUAGUCCAGCAAAAGUCUUCACAUUCCAGUUGAGAUAUCUGCCUCUACUUCUUCGUUCUCAACCCACAGCUUUUGCUCUGUGGCUUUUUUUUUUUUUUUUUUUGUUUCAAAGGACUACUACUGGACAUUAUUUAUGGAGAAAGUAUUCACCGUGCCUUUCCGCAGCACAGUGCCUCUAUAAAGAAGGCCACAAGUUACAGACUCCUUUCAGUACAUUGUCACAGAGCAUAUCUGACUCUGACCCUCUUCAGGAGGAAAGUUCCUUCAGUGCAAACCUGUUCCCCACCU
Messenger RNA from Bufo bufo (common toad), 2070 nucleotides. RefSeq names its product syndecan 1 (gene SDC1). The coding region runs from base 44 to 1786 and encodes 580 amino acids. Lineage: Eukaryota; Metazoa; Chordata; Amphibia; Anura; Bufonidae. The transcript is spliced from 5 exons. Gene Ontology annotation, biological process: cell migration. Gene Ontology annotation, cellular component: membrane; cell surface. The record is from RefSeq and is a predicted model, not a curated record.